Molecule: messenger RNA, 10241 nt
Organism: Physeter macrocephalus (sperm whale)
Lineage: Eukaryota; Metazoa; Chordata; Mammalia; Artiodactyla; Physeteridae
Gene: UBE3A
Product: ubiquitin protein ligase E3A
Exons: 13
Coding region: 5705-8332 (875 amino acids)
Biological process (GO): protein polyubiquitination; ubiquitin-dependent protein catabolic process
Molecular function (GO): ubiquitin protein ligase activity
Source: RefSeq, a predicted model, not a curated record
AAGGCAAGCUUUGUUUCAAGGAAUACCAAAAAUUUCCAAGAGUAAAUUUUAUCAUUUUGAUAAUUUUUUAUUCUCUUGUGUCAAGCAAGAAUAAAAAAAUAUUGCUUAUCAAUUGCAAACUAUAUUCACGAUUCUUCCCUUGCUAGAUAUUUUCUUUAGUUGAGGUAUCCCAAAGAAAAACAGUAAGUGUAGUUGUCUACACUAUUUUUACUAACCAAGAUUUUAUUUAAACAACGCACUUCCUUAGAUUUAAAAAAUUGUUAGAGUUCCUGUUAGGAUCAGUAUGAUAUGUCUUAAAAAUGGUAUUGGACGCAUGAAUUCAGUGUGAAUGCAGCAACCGCUGUUCAAUAAAACUCCUCUUUUCCAUCUACUCUCCAGUUGGGUAAGGCAGGCACAAAGACUGAAAUGACCAUAGUCAAAGCAUGAUUUAAUGACUUGCAGGUUUUUGCUUGAAGGACUUCUUAAGUAGUCUUGGAUAUAUGUGCAAUUAGUGAAAUUUAGUAGUUGAAUAAGUUGUAGAUUUAAGAGAAUUUUGUAGGUUAUCUUGCUCACUAUCUUACUUUUAUACAUAAUAAUACUAAGGUCCCAAAAGAUUAAAAGACAUAUAUUGUUGCUUACUUAGUUGCUGGAGUUCACAACAAGUUAAAAUAUCUUACUUUGAUAAUUUAUCAAAACAAAUUUAUUUGCCUGAUUUUUCUGUCCCCACUAAAUUGUAUAGGCAGGCACUUCUGCACCUUGUAUCUCUGCUUGGCACAGUUGAAAAGUGAAAUAUCCAAAGAUACACUACUUUACCAUAUAUUAGCUCAUUCAUUCAAACACUUUUUGAGGACUUGCCAGGUUUUAGCUACGGAGAUAGAUACUGGGAACAAAAAGCAAACCAAAGGCACUCUCCUCUCUCAAGGAACUUAAGGGGAGACAGAAUUGUAAGCACAGCACAUAAACCAAGAGUAUGUGAAAAGUGACAUGAUAGGAAGAAGUGGCAUGAGCAACAACCCUGCCUGGAAAGAUUAGAGAGGCUUCUCAGAGGAGGUGCUUGAAAUUGUUUAAAAGACAGAAAGAAUUGUAGGCAAAAGGGCUCCAAAUGACUGUAAAGUACCCCUGCAGGAAGGGAUCCAUGAGGGGAGUGGAAGGAAACGGGGCUGGGAGGCAGGGCCCACCUCCAGUGGGCCUUGUUCUUGGAGUUUGAACAUUUUCCAGAAAGCUAUGAAGAGCCACUGCUAUAUUCAAGCAAGAGAGCAAUAAGAUUCACAUUUGUUUCUUUAAAAAACAUUCCAUGAUGAGAUGCUUCAAUAGGAAAGUUUGGACCAGCAUUGUGUUGGGUGUUGGUGAUACAAUAAUGAGUAAGAUAAAAUGGCCCUGCCCUUCUGGAGCUUAUAUUCUGGUUCAAGUAAGAAACACUAAGGGUCUAAAUUAUGGUAGCAGCAGUGGGAUUAUAUAGAAGGAAAUGGAUGUUGUAAUAAUAAUGACAAUAACAGCUAGCUAUUAAGAGUAAUAGUAGUGCCUAUUCCCAUUUAUUGGACGCUUCCCACAUGCCAGGCACUAAACACUUCACAUGUACUGUCCCUGUUCACUCUCCACAAUAGCCGGAUGAGGUCAGUACUAUUAUUUUUCCUGCUUCACUGAUGAGGAAACAGAGAGAUUAAUUGAAUAUUUAAUUGCAGUUUCUAUAUCUGGUAAGCGGCAGAACUGGAAUUUGCAUGGGAUUAAAAAAAAGCUCACCUUUACUGAGCUUGUACUACAUACCCAGCAUUACUCUAAGUGCUUUUAUGUAUACUAACAUGUAAUCCUUACAACAACCCAAUUUUACAGAUGAGAAAACCAAAUCACAGAGUUUAUGAUUUUGCCCAGCAUUUUUGCAGUUGUUAAUAAAUUGUGAACCUAUGCUCUUAACCACUUUGCUAUGCUACCUAAUUCUAAAAUCAAUUCUUUAAGGAAUAUGUAACUUUGCCUCCUAAGUGUCAGGAGAGUGAGGAAGAGGAAGAAAUCUAGGAUUACUUACAUUAUGAUUGGGGACUGCCACAGAUGGUAGAGUCAUCAAUCAAGUCAAAGAAUGUAGGAUGAUUUGCUUUCAUUCACCCCUAACUCCAGAUGCCUAUGUCCACCUGCUUCCUUGAUUUCUUCGUUUGGAUAUUAGGAUACAAGGUCAGCUGCAGUGAAAGGUAUCUAGAGUAACCAUGGCAGAUUAUAGAAGUUAGUAGCUGUCUCACACCAAAGUUCACUGGUAUACAAACUGUGACUCAGGAAGUCCUCAGGGACACAUCUUAUUGCUCUAGCUCACAACCCCACCACAUUCCAAUCAUCAGAAAGUGACAAAGGGAAAGGAGCAUCUCAUUUCUUUAGAGUAUGAUCUGGAAGUUGCUCACAUCAUUUCUGCUCACAUCUCACUAGCCAGAACUUAGUGACAUGGCCACACUUAGAGAGUUUAUUACAGGCAACUGUGUAUCUGGCUAGAUAUUCCAUUAUCAUGAAUGAAGAGUAGAGUGCAUAUUAGCACUAGCAAUCAGUCUGUACUACAGAGAUACAGACAUCUCAAAUUUAACAUUUGCAAAAACCAAUUCCUGCUUAUUCUUCCAAAACCUGCUUCUCUCCACAAUUAUCCACAUCUUAGUUAAUGAUGAAAAAUGGGACACAGUCAGCAGCUCAAUUUCAGACGUGGAUGAAUUUGAGGUGCCUGUAGGAUAUUCAAUACAAAUUUUCAAUAAGGGGCUGAAGAUACAUGUCUCAAGUUUCUGAGUGAGGUCAGUGUUCAAGACUCAGAUUUCAUUCCUGACUUAUGUAAGUGAUAGAGAAAGAGUAUACAUAAACAGUUCUGUGAGAGACUGUAAUAAUGGCGGGUGAAGAGAACCAAAAGCAGAGAGGACAAGCAUUCUGUAAAGAAGACUUGAGAAAGAGUGGUCCAAGACACAGAAGAUGGAGAAUUCAGGGUGAUGGAAACCAAGGGAGCAGCUUCCAGUAGAUAGUGGUUAGUAGUGUGGAAAGCUGCAAAGUGGUCAGAUACCAUGAAAAUUGAGAAGCAACUUUUAAAUUUGAUCAUUAUGCCAUUACUGACAUUAAUACUAGCAAUGUAUAUAUUGAUAGAAAACGGGGGCACAUGCUAAAUUUCAGUAGUUGAAGAGAGACUUGGAAGGAAAUGGCAAUCUGAUAGCUUUUCCAAACAGAAAGGACAAAGUUAAUAGGAGAAUUAAUGAACAGGAGAGGGAAUGACUGAGGGAUUAAGUCUUGAGGAGCACCUCUCUCCAUAUAUAUAUAUAAUAUAUAUAUUAGCUGUAGAAAGGAAGAAAGAUGGCUCAUACUUUAGGACAGGAGAUCAGGGGGAGUACAGAUUUCGGUAAUCUGUAGGAAUAAGGGUGAAGGUGUGAAGGAGUUAAUGCCUGAAGUCCGUAAUGAUAAACAAUGAUACAGAUAAUGCUAAUAUCUCUACAGCUAUUACUAAGCACUAACAUUUACUGAGCACUUGUCAUAUGCCAGGUAAUGUUUUUCAUGGAAUUAAUUUUGCUACAACAGUUUUUCUUAAAUACUGAGAGCUACUCAUAUACUGAAAGCCUAGUCUUUUUCAAUAGUUGAGUGUGUAACAUUUUGAUGCAACCUAAAUAUAGCAACAGUAACUUUUAUCCCACCAUAUCCGACCAUUUUUUGUUCCAUUCUUUCAGCUUCUUCCUGAUCCCAGGGGCAUGCUGGUAAUAAAAAAUUGUGUUUUUGCAUUUUGAUUCAUCUCUUGUGACUCACAUCAAAAAGAAAUCUUGAGCAACAAAACAGCCUUGUUGAAAAACCAACUUCAUCAGCAAUUUGAGGCAAACUGUUCCAUAAAAUCUGUUGGGUUACCCUGAAAUAAAUUUCAUUUUGCUGGUGAUUUCCUCUUGGACUGUGAGUUCUUGAGGGCAAGGAUAGGGAUUGUUGAUCUUUUAUUGUUUUCCAAAGCCUGGCACAGUUCUGGGUAAAUAGUAGAAGUUCAAAGUUUGUUAAAGGAAUUAAUGCUAAAAAAAAUAAACUGCUCCUUUCUCUUUAUACCUGAAAUGAGAAACUUAGGAACUACUGGGUCUCAUUUUGCCUACAAUAGUCUAACAAAUUCACUACUUAACUUGGUAGCUACUAAGUUGUUUUUCUGGUAAAACGUACCUGAAGAAAAAUAUGGGUUUGACUUGGGAAAAAAAAUUAUUCAUAAAAACUGAUAUAUAUGGAGAUGGAACACUAUUAGUAUGGUAAGGAUUCCUGACAAUGUUCCAUACUGGUAAUUUUUACCAGCAAACAUUUUGAAAUUUGAACAUGGACAAGGCAAACAGCACAGUGGGUUCUUGAAACAAGUCUGACACUAGCAUCACACAAAAGAAUGCCUAUUUAAUAUUAACGAGCUAAAAGGGCUAUGGGUAAUUUCUCCAGAUUUCAAGGAGGAAUUGGGAUCCUCUUUGAUCUUAGUAAAGAACUGGCAUUUAACUGACAUUUAAUUAAGAGGUUUAUUUCUCUUGUCUUUAAUUUUCUUGGAACUCAUGGUUUUCUGCCACAUUUGAUAUACCAGGUUAUUACAAAAAAUAAUUACAUUUAAUUAUUCAGACAAUUUUUACUUAAGAGGAAGUAGAAUUGCUAAAAGAAUCUUCGUAUGCUAGAUAUUGUAGUAAUAUUUUACUUUACUCUAAUAAAGUCUUUAAAGAUUUACACUUGCCUAUUUUGAUAAUAUGCAAAGAUAAAUCCUUAAGAGACUGAUUUUAACUACUCUCUCCCAUAAAAGAUAACUGCAAAGUUUCCAAAUGAGAAUCUGUAAUGGAAGAAAAUGAAAAAAGAAUAAGGAACUGAGUUAAAAUUGGGUAUGCUUUAAUACUGUCAUUUAUCAUCAGUUGUCCUAGAAUAAUUUAAAUUCCACUAGCCUAUUUUUUUUUAGUUGGGAAGUAUAUAUAUGUAUAUACAUAUAUACAUAUAUAUGACUAUAUAGAAAAGAUGUUCUAAGAAUAACAGCUAAAUUCACUAUGUAUUAUUGAUAUAAAAAGUUUGAAUACUAGUUGAAUGGGAUCUCAUACAGUAUUCUAUGGAUUUAUCAGCAAAAGCUGAAAACCGUAAGGAUAUGGAUUGUUAGAGACCCCAUUACAGCUUUGCUAGUAAGUGUUGCAGAGCCAUAAAAAAAUCCUUUUAAAUAAGAUGAUGACCUUGGUGCUAAAUAUGAAGGCGCACGGCUUUAAAUGGAUUCAGUCGUCAUACGGAUCAGAAUUAGCCUGUAUCCAGCUGGGGUCAACUAAGGGGCCACUUUCUCUUUAUCGACAACCUACUGAAGGUCAAAAUUGCAGGAGACAGGCUUUCACCUUCAUGUAAACUAGUGACACAUCGUGUGUUGGCAAAAGUCCUAAGCAGAUGACCUUGGUCCCCUGAAAGCUGGUCCGCAUUCUUGGGCUACCUCUGCAAUGUUUACAAAGCAGCUCAGGGCUUCUUUGGGAUCGGACCCUUAGAAUAUGGAGUGUUCUGCCCCACCGCGGGGCUGGCAGCUAUCAAAGCCCCCUUGGCGCAAUUUCGGAGCCGAUUCAUUCCCCAACAAAAUCGGGAGCGUCCAAGUUCAGGUUAAAAAUCUGUAAGAGCCUGAUUUUAGAAUUCACCAGCUCCUCAGAAGUUUGGCGAAAUAUGAGUUAUUAAACCUACGCUCAGAUCAAGUUAGCAGCUAGACUGGUGUGACAACCUGUUUUUAAUCAGUGACUCAAAGCUGUGAUCACCCUGAUGUCACCGAAUGGCCACAGCUUGUAAAAGAUCAUCAGGAGAACCUCAGUCUGACGACAUUGAAGCUAGCCGAAUGAAGCGAGCAGCUGCAAAACAUCUAAUAGAACGCUACUACCACCAGUUAACUGAGGGCUGUGGAAAUGAGGCCUGCACGAAUGAGUUUUGUGCUUCCUGUCCAACUUUUCGUCGUAUGGAUAACAAUGCAGCAGCUAUUAAAGCCCUUGAGCUUUAUAAGAUUAAUGCAAAACUCUGUGAUCCUCAUCCCUCCAAGAAAGGAGCAAGCUCAGCUUACCUUGAAAACUCUAAAGGUGCCCCUAACAACUGCUCUGACAUGAAAAUGAACAAGAAGGAUGGACAAGGAGCAAGAGAUGAUUUUAAAGAUGUGACUUACCUAACAGAAGAGACGGUUUAUGAAAUUCUAGAAUUAUGUAGAGAGAGGGAGGAUUAUUCCCCUUUAAUUCGUGUUAUUGGAAGAGUUUUUUCUAGUGCUGAGGCAUUGGUACAAAGCUUUCGGAAAGUCAAACAACACACCAAGGAAGAACUGAAAUCUCUUCAAGGAAAGGAUGAAGACAAAGAUGAAGAUGAAAAGGAAAAAGCUGCAUGUUCUGCUGCAGCUAUGGAAGAAGAUUCAGAAGCAUCUUCCUCAAGGAUAAGUGAUAGCUCACAAGGAGAUAACAACUUACAAAAAUUAGGUCCUGACGAUGUGUCUGUGGAUAUUGAGGCCAUUAGAAGGGUCUACACCAGAUUGCUCUCUAAUGAAAAAAUAGAAACUGCCUUUCUCAAUGCACUUGUGUAUUUGUCACCUAAUGUGGAAUGUGACUUGACGUAUCACAAUGUAUACUCCCGAGAUCCUAAUUAUCUGAAUUUAUUCAUUAUUGUCAUGGAGAAUAGAAAUCUCCACAGUCCUGAAUAUCUGGAAAUGGCUUUGCCACUGUUUUGCAAAGCAAUGAGUAAGCUACCCCUUGCAGCCCAAGGAAAACUGGUCAGACUGUGGUCUAAAUACAGUGCAGACCAGAUUCGGAGAAUGAUGGAAACGUUUCAGCAACUUAUUACAUACAAAGUCAUAAGCACUGACUUUAACAAUCGAAAUCUAGUGAACGAUGAUGAUGCUAUUGUUGCUGCUUCCAAGUGCUUGAAAAUGGUUUACUAUGCAAAUGUAGUGGGAGGGGAAGUGGACACAAAUCAUAAUGAAGAAGAUGAUGAAGAGCCCAUUCCUGAGUCCAGUGAAUUGACACUUCAGGAGCUGUUGGGAGAAGAAAGAAGGAACAAGAAAGGUCCUCGAGUGGACCCACUAGAAACUGAACUUGCUGUUAAAACUCUGGAUUGUCGAAAACCACUUAUCCCUUUUGAAGAGUUUAUUAAUGAACCACUGAAUGAUGUUCUAGAAAUGGAUAAAGAUUAUACUUUUUUCAAAGUAGAAACAGAGAACAAAUUCUCUUUUAUGACAUGUCCCUUUAUAUUGAAUGCUGUCACAAAGAAUUUGGGAUUGUAUUAUGACAAUAGAAUUCGCAUGUACAGUGAACGAAGAAUCACUGUUCUCUACAGCUUAGUUCAAGGACAGCAGUUGAAUCCAUAUUUGAGACUCAAAGUCAGACGUGACCAUAUCAUAGAUGAUGCACUCGUCCGGCUAGAGAUGAUUGCUAUGGAAAAUCCUGCAGACUUGAAGAAACAGUUGUAUGUGGAAUUUGAAGGAGAACAAGGAGUUGAUGAGGGAGGUGUUUCCAAAGAAUUUUUUCAGCUGGUUGUGGAGGAAAUCUUCAAUCCAGAUAUUGGUAUGUUCACAUAUGAUGAAUCUACAAAAUUGUUUUGGUUUAAUCCAUCCUCUUUUGAAACUGAGGGUCAGUUCACUCUGAUUGGCAUAGUACUGGGUCUGGCUAUUUACAAUAACUGUAUACUGGAUGUACAUUUUCCCAUGGUUGUCUACAGGAAGCUAAUGGGGAAAAAAGGAACUUUUCUUGACCUGGGAGACUCUCACCCUGUUCUAUAUCAGAGUUUAAAAGACUUACUGGAGUAUGAAGGGAAUGUGGAAGAUGAUAUGAUGAUCACUUUCCAGAUAUCUCAGACGGAUCUUUUUGGUAAUCCAAUGAUGUAUGAUCUAAAGGAAAAUGGUGAUAAAAUUCCAAUUACAAAUGAAAACAGGAAGGAAUUUGUCAAUCUCUAUUCUGACUACAUUCUCAAUAAAUCAGUAGAAAAACAGUUCAAGGCUUUUCGGAGAGGUUUUCAUAUGGUGACCAAUGAGUCUCCUUUAAAGUACUUAUUCAGACCAGAGGAAAUUGAAUUGCUUAUAUGUGGAAGCCGGAAUCUAGAUUUCCAAGCACUAGAAGAAACUACAGAAUAUGACGGUGGCUAUACCAGGGACUCUGUUGUGAUUAGGGAGUUCUGGGAAAUCGUUCAUUCAUUUACAGAUGAGCAGAAAAGACUCUUCUUGCAGUUUACAACGGGCACAGACAGGGCACCUGUGGGCGGACUAGGAAAAUUAAAGAUGAUUAUAGCCAAAAAUGGCCCAGACACAGAAAGGUUACCUACAUCUCAUACUUGCUUUAAUGUCCUUUUACUUCCGGAAUAUUCAAGCAAAGAAAAACUUAAAGAGAGAUUGUUGAAGGCCAUCACUUAUGCCAAAGGAUUUGGCAUGCUGUAAAAAACAAAAAAAGGGGGGGGGGAGAAAAAAAUUUAAAAUUUUAAUAAAUAUAACAAGAGGGAUAAAAUUGGUGGUGAUAGUGACCCAGUACAAAAAGGCUGUAAAAUAGUGAACCACAGUAGUCACCUAUGUCUGUGCCUCCCUUCUUUAUUGGGGAUAUGUGGGCUGGAACAGCAGAUUUCAGCUACUUAUAUGAACAAAUCCUUUAUUACUAUUAUUAUUUUAUUUUAUUUUUUUUUUGCGUGAAAGUGUUACUUUUUCUUUCACUUGUAUGUACAGAGAGGUUUUUCUGAAUAUUUAUUUUAAGGGUUAAAUCACUUUUGCUUGUGUUUAUUACUGCUUGAGGUUGAGCCUUUUUGCAUAUUUAAAAAAUAUAUACCAACAAACUACUCUCCCAAGGAAAAUAUUGCCACCAUUUGUAGACCAUGUAACCUUCAAGUAUGUGCUAUUUUUUUGUCCCUGUAUCUAACUCAAAUCAGGAGCUGUAUUUUUUUUUUUUUUAAACAAUUUGCUUUUGAAACUUGAAGUCUUGAAAACAGUGUGAUGCAGUUGCUGCUGUUCUAGUCCCCAAAGAGUUUUCUGUGCAAAAUCUUAAAAUCAAUAAAGAUGGAAGGGAGAACUUGGAAUGUUUAACUGCAGCCCUCAGAACUUUACUUUAGUAACAGCACAACAAAUUAAAAACAACUCAUGCCACAGUAUGUCGUCUUCAUGUGUCUUGCAAUGAACUGUUUCAGUAGCCAAUCCUCUUUCUUAGUAUAUGGAAGGACAGGGAUUUGUUGUUGUCGUCACUGUUGUUGUUGUUGUUUUAAGUUUACUGGGGAAAAGUGCAUUUGGCCAAAAGAAAUGGUAGUCAAACCCUUUGCAAGAAAGGUAGGAAGUUUGUUGUUUAUUAUAAACAUAAAGCAUGUGAAAGUGCACUUAAAAUAAAUUUUUUAUUAAUUGCUUAUUACCCGCAUUUUAAAUAGACAAUCCAAAGUCUUCCCUUCAUGUUGCCAUCAUCUUAUCUAAUCAGCCAUUUUAUCAAGGCACAUGAUCAGUGUUGGAACAUAAUGGAAAGGAUGGCUACUGUGCCUUGUUUUACCUAAUCAUACAGUAAGCAGAGACCUGGAAGUGAAUGGAACUAUUACUCUUAAGUCCUAUUUACAUUGUCUAUCCCCAAAGAUUAAAGUUUAUUUCAAAAAGUAAGUGUUAAAUAAUACUUUCAUGUACUAUGGAAAAGUACAGGUUGGUUUAAAUUACUGGACAUUCAGAAGUAAGUAGUUUCUUCCCCUUUCUAGUCUUCUGUGUCUGUGUUGUUAAUUUCUUUUAUUGCAAUAUAAAAUAAAAGGAUUAUGUAUUUUUAACUGAGAAGAGACAUAUUGAUAUAUCCUUUUACUACAAGUUACAGCUAAUGUGCUGAGCUUGUGCCUCGAUGAUUGUUUUAACUGACUAUGACAGAUCAAUUUGAUGAUUUGUUUGAAAUUGGCAGGAAGAAUACAGCUUUCAAAUCAUUGGAGGGGGAAAGAGGAUGUCUUUAAGAAUUAUUUUAAUUCUUUUAGUAAUUGAGACUUAACUGUUAUGUACCAUAAUGCUAAAUAAAAGUGACAUUUUUCACCAUAAUUUAGUGGAAAAAGAAGACAUUGCUUUCCAUAUUGUGAUAAAGUAACAUGGGGUUUUUCUGGGCCAGCCUUUAGAACACUGUUAAGGUAUAUACACUACCUUGAUGCAAGGGACCCUCAUGCUACUACAGUCAUCUUAAAAGGCCUCUCAUUCCUGUGCUUCUUGUGUAUAAUGAAAGUGAGAAUAAGAGAAAUCAAAUACUCUGGGGGCGUUUUGUAUAAUAAAUUCAUGAAGAAAUUUGUGUUCUUUGGUUCUCAAGUUUUAUUAUCACUACAGUUUUGAAGUUCUACAGUUGUAAUAAUAUCUGUGU